Molecule: messenger RNA, 645 nt
Organism: Phragmites australis (common reed)
Lineage: Eukaryota; Viridiplantae; Streptophyta; Magnoliopsida; Poales; Poaceae
Product: 2-oxoglutarate-dependent dioxygenase 21, chloroplastic-like
Exons: 4
Coding region: 1-645 (214 amino acids)
Source: RefSeq, a predicted model, not a curated record
AUGCAAGACCUCGGCAGGGUAUGCCAGAACAGGGGAUUUUCCCAGCUGAUUAACCAUGGAAUUUGCACGGACAUCCUCAACGACGCUCCUGACGCCGACGCUGCGUUCUUCGACAUGCCAAUGGGUGACAGGUCAGGCCUGGAGUCCGACGAUGUCACCCGGCCUGAUCGAUACUCUACGGUCUCUGAAGUGAACAACGGUGAGGUUAGGAUCCGUAGACAUGUCCUGAAACAGUACUCGUAUCCAUUGGAAGAGUGGAUCGACAAGUGGCCAGCACAGCCAUCGCAAUACAGUGGCAGCUCACAUAGCUUCCGCAGGGAAAAGAUGGCCAAGUAUGCAACAGAGGCCAGGAGGCUAGUGUCAGAGCUCGUGGAAGCCAUCACCGAGAGCCUCGGCCUCGGCCUCAGCCGCGGCGACCUGAGGACCCAGAUGGAGCGCGGCUUCGAGAUGAUGGCGGUCAACUGCUACCCACCGCCGGGGACAUCUUCUGAUCUGCCAACGAGGGUGUCCAUCGCCAGCCUGCCGAGCUUGGCCGUGGACGAGAGGUUCGAGGUGGCGAAGCAGCUGGUGGACGUGCGCCAUGCGGGGAUGUACCGAGGGAGCAGCCUGAAGGAGUUCGUUGAGUUCCUUCCGGCAGGUGGCUAA